AUGUCAAACGGCAGUGAUUCAAUGUUUACUACCAGUUCAAAUCAAACUGGUGAUGUUGAUAGCAAUGAAAAUACGCAAGGCCACGAAAGGAAAAAUAAAACUUCAUCGCUUUCCUUAUUAAAAAUUAGCGCUUUAAUUGUACAUUUACUGGAGACUCUAUUUUACCGGAUUGGCUUACUCAUUGGCCGCCAUCCUUAUCACGUCGUCGUGACAUCAAUCGUAUGCGUUGCUUUUUGUUCUCUUGGUUUCUUACGAUUUACUGAAGAAAAUAGAAUCGAAAAGUUAUGGGUUCCAUCUACUGCGGAUUCUCUGGUGCAUAUGGAAUGGGUGGAUAAGAACUUCCCUUCAAACUAUCACAUAGAGAGUCUGGUUUGUGUGGCAAACACCAAAUCAACCAAUGUUAUCAAGAUGGAACCUUUGCACCAGUUUUUAUUAAUGCAUGAAGCCAUUAACAACAUUACGGUCAACUCCAACGGCACAGAGUACAAAUUUGAAGACUUGUGUUAUAAGCGCGGAGGCAAAUGUUGGGUUGAUAGUGUGUUAUCCGUAUGGAAUUUUAACAGUGAUAUAAUAGCUUCCAUAUCUGAUCAUCAAAUUGAAUAUGAUCUCAACAAGAAUAAUAUGUACAUCCCUAAAAAAUAUAUAAAACGCUUACUUGGUAAUACAACAGAGCUCGACGGACACAUUGAAAGCGCUUCCGCAUUUCUUAGUAUUUAUCGUAUCAAAGAUAAUUCAAUUUUAAAGCGUGGAGCAAAGGUUGACGAAAUUGCUGACGAAUGGGAAAGUCGCGUAGAAAGUGAAACUGCUAAGUCUUUUGCGGCGGAUUCUGUACUUUUAUCUAUUGGUUAUGUCAUAAUACUAAUAUUUGUUAGUUGUGCUUUGGGACGCUUAAAUCGGUUAGAAAAUCGGAAUAUCGUAGCGGCAAUGGGAAUGAUAUGUAUUGCUAUGGCCUAUGCUGCUGCUGUUGGAAUAUCAAGUUUGUUUGGCUUACUGUAUGGUCCUUUACAUGCAGUUUUACCGUUUCUGCUACUAGGUAUCGGAGUGGACGAUAUGUUUGUAAUUGCUACUGCUUGGGACAAUUUUAAACACCACGCUGGUGAUAGGACGGUAGACAUCGCGGAGCAUGCUGGUCAAUGCUUAAAAAAAGCUGGUGUCUCCAUAACUGUAACUUCACUAACUGAUGUAGUAGCAUUUACGAUUGGAGCAUCAACAGUUUUGCCUGCCUUAUCUUCUUUCUCAAUAUUCGCCGGAAUAGGGAUUCUUGCUGUUUUUAUUCUGCAAAUAACAUUUUUUACUGCCUGUAUCGUCUUAGACAGCAGAAGGAGAAACGCUGGUCGUGACGCUUGCUUGCCAUGUCUAAAAGUAAAGAAACAUUCAGGCUCAAAGAAAACUGAAAAGUCAUGGUCUUCAAAGAUCUUUGAUGGCGGAAUUCUAAGAUGGUUCUUCGGUAGUAAAUUUGCUCCGUUUUUAUUAAAAGGACCUAACAAAUUCUUUGUAGUUCUCAUAACGUUGGACUUAGUAGCAGUGAGUAUAUAUGGAAGUAUUGAAUUAAAGGUGUCAUUUGAUCCUCGGUGGUUUCUGGCUCCAGAUUCUUAUGGAAAAAAAUUUGUUCAGUAUCAAGAAAAGUACUUUCCAGAUGAAGGAGCUCCAUUGUCAGUGUAUCUCGGAAAAAUGGACUACUUUACACAACAGCAAGAACUAGCUAAUUUGAGCAGUGUUAUUAAAAAAGAGAAGUCAAUUCAAAAUAAAAGCGUUUCCAGCUGGUUUGAUGACUAUAUUUUAUGGAUGAAAAGUACUAGCGGAAAGAAUGAUUUUCUCAACAAAGAUGGUUACGUAAAGAACAAGACAAUAUUCUAUGAGAAAUUGCACUCCUUUCUCAACACCGUUGGCCGCCAUUACUCUCAAGAUAUCGUUUUCAAUGAUAGUGAUCCGCAAAUUAUCACGGCAUCCCGUUUCCACGCUGUUCAUAAGUUACUGUCUGAUACUUCCGAAGAACUGAAAGCUCUUGACAGCAUUCGAACGCAUGUUAGCGCGGUUCCAUUUAGUCCCAAUAGCGCAUUUGCUUUCUCCAAAUAUUAUCAUCUAUGGGAAACUAAUAGGAUUGACAUGGGUGGACUUAUGUAUUUUUGGGAGUUAUCAAUUAACACUGUAACAACGAUCGUACUGGUAUUAGUUGUUGGUUUAUCUGUAGACUACGCAGCCCACAUGGCCCAUACAUUUAUGAGGUACCAAGGAACAAGAAAAGAGAGAGUUUUAGCUACAAUGGGAGAUAUGGCCCCGGCCGUAUUUAAUGGAGGCUUUAGUACUUUUUUGGCAUUCAUACUACUAGCCGGCUCAACUAAUUACGGAUUCUUAACCUUCUUUAAAAUGUUUUUUGGAGUUGUGGUUUUUGGACUAUUUCAUGGUCUUUGUUUCCUGCCUGUACUAUUAAGCUGGAUAGGAGCUGAUAGUUAUCCACCACUAGCCGAAGAUAGUCCACUAACCAUAAUGGCAUGUGGAUCUUGUAAAUGCUGGAGAACAUUCUCACGCAUUCUAAAAAACUUCUUUUGCAAGAAGAGAGAGACGCAAUCAGGAGGUAUGGUUGACAACUGUACGCAAACGUCUUCAUGCAAAGUUGAGUGCAGCGACAUAAACUUUCAAGAUGAUCUUUUUAUACGUCAUAGCCACAACGACAUAAAAUAUGAAAGUUAUUCAAGUGGGGUUGGUAGCUCAGCAAACAGUUCUUUAUGUAAAAUAGCAACUGACAGUAUGGAGGACAUGAGAGCCAUUUCUACUAUAGUAUCGCCAUCGGAAAAAGUAGUUAUCACUUCACCAAAAAUUGCAAGUAAUACCUCAACAGCAGCGGUUAUUGAUUAUUUAAAUAGUGAAUUUAAUGUCAAGCAUUUUUCUCAUAAUGAACAAAAGAAUCUUAAAAAUUAUAAAGAAACCUCUGUUUAA
Messenger RNA from Trichoplax adhaerens, 2937 nucleotides. RefSeq lists its product as uncharacterized. Lineage: Eukaryota; Metazoa; Placozoa; Uniplacotomia; Trichoplacea; Trichoplacidae. The transcript is spliced from 19 exons. Gene Ontology annotation, cellular component: membrane. The coding region runs from base 1 to 2937 and encodes 978 amino acids. The record is from RefSeq and is a predicted model, not a curated record.